Choloepus didactylus (southern two-toed sloth) is the source of this 617-nucleotide messenger RNA. RefSeq names its product family with sequence similarity 174 member B (gene FAM174B). Lineage: Eukaryota; Metazoa; Chordata; Mammalia; Pilosa; Megalonychidae. The record is from RefSeq and is a predicted model, not a curated record.
GCUUCCUGCCAAGCACCGCGCAGCCGCCGCCGCUCCCGCGGGAGCCCCCGGUGCAGGCCUUGGCGCCGGUGCGGGACCCCGGGGCUCGGCCGCGCGCGCCCUGCCCGACCCAGCGCCGCCCGCCAGUCCGCACCAUGCGCGCCUCGCCGCCGCCCGCGCCGCUCCUGCCACUGCUGCUGCUCGCGCUCCUGGCCGCGCCCGCCGCCCGCGCCCGCAGAGCUGAGUCCGCUCCUGCGCCGCAGCUGGAAGCCCGAGCGCCAGCCGCGCCGCCGCCCGGCCCGGAGCCCGGGAACGCCACCCGGACGGGGUCCGGGGUGGCGGCGGGCGGCGGCGGCGGCAGCUCCAGCUACAACAGCAGCGACGCCCUGGUGACGCGCCUCUCCACGGUGCUCCGCGACCUGCCCACCCUGAAGGCGGCCGUGAUCGUGGCGUGCACCUUCACCGCCCUCCUCAUCGCCUGCCUGCUGCUGCGGGUCUUCAGGUCGGGAAAGAGGUUAAAGAAGACCCGCAAGUAUGACAUCAUCACCACUCCCGCCGAGCGCGUGGAAAUGGCCCCGCUGAAUGAAGAGGAUGAUGACGAUGAAGACUCCACAGUAUUUGACAUCAAAUACAGGUAG